Molecule: messenger RNA, 2046 nt
Organism: Naegleria gruberi
Lineage: Eukaryota; Heterolobosea; Eutetramitea; Acrasida; Naegleriidae
Exons: 1
Coding region: 1-2046 (681 amino acids)
Cellular component (GO): nucleus
Source: RefSeq, a predicted model, not a curated record
AUGAGAAAACCUAAAACAAAUAAGAAAAAGACCAAGUCUAAGAAUAAUAAGGAUUCGUUUUGCUAUGAUCCAAAUCUACCAAUUGACCAAGUAUUGAAGAAUCUGUUCCAGAAAAAUUCUGAAAACUUUACACAUGACUUUGUAUCAUAUAGAAUAUUUAUUGUACAACCAGAAUUGACAUCAAGAUUUAAGGAUGAAACAAAAACGAUUGAAGAUUUUAAUGAAGAAUUAUUCUUUGAGAAAUCAUGCGAGAUUCAUAACUUCCUCAAAGAAAGAAUUCCCGAAAAUUAUGUUUGGCAAGGUGAUAUGUUCAAUAUUACAUUUGUUUCUCCUCCAGAGCAAUUAGAAGAUUGCACCGAGGAAAUGUUUCUCAGAAAUAAUCAACCUGUUUAUCCAUACAUUUGUGGAAGAGUUAAUUUUUCAGAGACCAACAUUGAUGAAUGGUUCAUUACCUAUCUUCUUGUUGAGCUCUCUAAGAAUUUCAAAGAUCAAGUAGUGGUACAAAUUUCUGACCAAGAUGGUGAAUUCCUUCUAAUUGAAGCAGCUGAUUACAUUGCAGAAUGGAUGAAUGACGAACCCGAAUUGACAACCAAUAGAGUUUUUAUUUAUAAUGGAAAAUUACAUAUUCUGCCUGACCAGCCAGAAACUCCUUCCUAUUCAUAUUAUGAAGUAUUUCCAAUUAGCAAACCAAUACAAAAUAUCCACAAGGCAGUAGAAAUGGUUUUCAGAGAAUCCAAAUACUGUCAAAGUGAAGACUCUAUUCAAAAUUGCAUUUCAACUCGACUUUCUUCAUUCCCAAAGGAAGCAGUAGAGUUUGGUUCUCAAAAAAUAGCUUGUUACCUUCCUUUAGAUGUGAUUAGACUUCUCGAUAAGCACCCUCAGAUUGUAUCCAAGUGUAUUUAUUACUUGACACGUAAAAACACUGUCACUGAGAAAUUCCUAAAAUCAUUUUCGAGAUUUUUACCAACUGAGCCAUCAUCAGAUAAUGGUUCACUAAGAGAUUAUUUCACAUACUAUUCUGUCAAUGUAAAUAGAUGUCAAUAUGUACAAUUAAUAUCGAGUAGAAUAGACGUGAAUGAUGUUCCAAAACUUGCUUCAAUCUACAGACCUAGCAAUAAGAGAACAGACAAACAAGAAAAAGCAUACGAACUUGGGUUCAAGAUAUUAUGUGGACUGGAAAUGUACUAUCAUGCGGAAAAACCAAUCGAUAUUUUUGAUUCCUUUGAAGAUUAUGUGGAUCAUCUCUACGAUCAUGGAUACUUUGGUUUGGAAAUGAGUGGCACUGAUAAGUUCAAUAAUCUUGUGACCAAAUCAAAAACAUACUAUGAUGAGUUUGGAAAGACAGCAAAUUGUUAUUUCAUUGAGCAAGCUUUAAUGGAAGGUUCUACCUUGUCAAUGAAAGAAAUCAAACAGAGAAAGUUAAUAGUUGACACUGAUGAUUGGCUUGACUCUGCCAAUGAAGAGAUGGAGAAGUAUUUCUCUCAGAAGGGAUUUUCAGAAAGUGGAGAAGGAGAACAAGAUAUAGAAAAGAAAGCCAAAGAUAUGAUGGAUAAAGUGAAAUCAUUUAUUGAGGAGGAAGAAUCAAAUAUUGGAGGUGUAAAAACCAAAUCAAAACAUAAGACAAGUAAGGAUGAUUGGUCAUUCAUAUCCUCAUCAUCAACUGCACCAAACGAUCAAUCUCGUUUAGACAAUUUUCUUAAGGAAACAUUUGGGAAAUAUCCUAUUGAGGAGUUGAUAGAAAAGUUUAACAUAGAAGAGGAAGUAGACGAAGAUGAGGACAUUGACGAUAACGAAAAUGAUGAUGACGAUUGGGAAGACGAAGAAACAAUUGAUCCAGAAAUGGAAGACCUAAUGCAAAAAAUGGAUGAUGAAUUAUAUCAAUUCGGUGACACUCAACAAAGAUCGGAAAUUACAGAUGCUAAUGUGAUGAAGAAUCUUCUCAGAUCCUUACAAGCUCAAGGAUCAGAAUAUGGACCAACCUCAGUUCUUUUACAACAUUUAGGGCUAGAUGUUCCUUAUUUUGAUGAUGAAAUAGAUGAGGAAUAA